Molecule: messenger RNA, 2002 nt
Organism: Symbiodinium pilosum
Lineage: Eukaryota; Dinophyceae; Suessiales; Symbiodiniaceae
Source: the annotation of a GenBank genome assembly
AUGGCGGUCACUCGCGGCUGCAGGCCUGAUCAGGAGAAGCGCACGCUGGAAGACAGGCCUGCCUAUGCAUUCUUGCAAAACUGCCGCCAACAAACUCUUGAUGGUCUCGCAGGCUUCUUUCGGGACCCAGGAGACAGAAUGGGCGAGAUUUUGGAAUUGACGCCGGCGGAGGUGAAGCCGUGUGCGCAUGGGACAGAAAAUGAGGAGGAUGACUCGCACAAGAUUGGGGAACUUCCAAGCACUGCAAUAUGUGGCAAUGACAUCACUGCCAGUUGCUUCUACGUUAUUGGUGAGCUCUCCAAGAAUGCUGGCGUGUAUUCACCUGUUUGUACCAUUUUGUCUUCCCUGACAUUGUACUGCUUCCGCAGCGUCUACGGCGAGGUCGUGACAGCCCUGCCCCUCAAUGGAGGGAUCUACAAUCUUCUGCUGAAUUCAUCCACCAAACAGACCGCAUCUGUUGCAGCCUGUCUCACCAUCCUGUCGUACACAGCCACCGGGGUGGUUUCUUCAGUCAGUGCAGCAGAUUACCUGAAGUGCUCGCCGAUGUUUGCCUCAAUUGAAAGCGUGCCUACGGCUAUUUGCAUCCUGGGCUUUUUUGCCGGAUGCAUGCUGAUGGGAAUGCAGGAGAGCUCAGCCGUGGCUUCGAUGCUUUUCGUCUUUCAUCUGUCCGUCCUAUUCGUUCUUGGGACGUUCUGCGUCAUCUUCUUGCAGGAUGCAGGGCUGGGUCAGCUGUACGACAACCUGAUUUGGGAGAGGCAGCCACCUUUCUGGAGCUCCAUCUUCUUUGGCUUCUCCUCAGCAAUGCUUGGAGUCUCCGGUUUCGAAACAUCUGCCAAUUUCGUCGAAGAGCAGAAGCCAGGCGUGUUCCCAAAAACGCUGAGAAAUAUGUGGAUGAGUGUCUCGGUGAUCAACGUUCUUCUGCCCAGCCUUGCUGUGGCUGUGCUUCCUUUGGAUGACUUGACGGGUGAGAGAUCUGGAUACGCCUUGGCAUAUCUUGCAGAACGCGUUGCUGGACCUUUCUUGCGCGACGUUGUUGCAAUUGAUGCACUUCUUGUGCUUGCUGGAUCCGUUCUGACUAGCUACGUGGGAGUGGUUGGACUGUUUCAGAGAAUGGCUGGAGACAGGUGUCUGCCGGAGUUUUUCAGCGAGACAAAUUCUUGGAGGAACACCCCGCACUAUACCAUUCUGGUCUUCUUUGCUGUAUGCUCGUCAAUGUGUGUCAUGCUGAACGGUGACAUCACCUUGCUAGCCGCCAUCUACUCCAUCUCCUUCCUGCUCGUCAUGGGUUUGUUUGCCUUCUGUGGACUCUGGCUCAAAAUCAAUCGGCCAACUUUGCCGCGCGUCAUCAAUGCCCAUCCAGCUUUCUUCGUGUGUGGCUUGCUGCUGGUGAGCUUUGCAUUCACCGCUGUAGUUCUGCUGCACCCCCAGAUGCUGACGUAUUUCUACAUCUACUACGGUAUCACAACGACCAUGGUGAUGCUGACUUUUGCGCGUGUUUCGAUUUUCAGAGCAUUCUUGAAUUUGAUGAAGCAGUCAAAGGCAGUCCGAUUUGUUAUUCAGUGGUUUGUGCGAAGAGACAUUGCCCAUGAGUGGGUGCAUCAGAAGCUCAAGAACCUGCAGAACCAAGGAGUUGUGUACUUCACGAAACGGGCAAGCAUGAGCCAGAUCAACCGAGCUUUGCAGUACAUCGAGCAAAACGAGGAAGCCAGAUGGGUCAAGGUCAUCCAUUGCUAUACAGACAGGGAGCCGGUUCCGGAGAACCUCCAAGAGUACGUCCAGAUUUUGGACUGUGUAUAUCCUCGCCUUCGCGUGGACUGCAUUUUGGUGAAAGGCGAGUUUAGCCCAGCGAUGGUAAUGUAUGUAUCGAAGCGAAUCAAUGUCAAAGUCAACUGCAUGUUCAUCAAUUGCCCAAAGCAUGAUUUUAAGCAUCCACUGGACAGAAUGGGUGGUGUUCGCGUCAUUCUGAAUUCUGAGAAGCCAGACCCGUUUGAGAUGGGUGCUG